Molecule: messenger RNA, 1315 nt
Organism: Nipponia nippon (crested ibis)
Lineage: Eukaryota; Metazoa; Chordata; Aves; Pelecaniformes; Threskiornithidae
Gene: TPM3
Product: tropomyosin 3
Source: RefSeq, a predicted model, not a curated record
AUGGAGGCCAUCAAGAAGAAGAUGCAGAUGCUGAAGCUGGACAAGGAGAACGCCCUGGACCGGGCGGAGCAGGCGGAGGCUGAGCAGAAGCAGGCGGAGGAGCGGAGCAAGCAGCUGGAGGAUGAGCUCGCUGCCAUGCAGAAGAAGCUGAAGGGGACAGAGGACGAGCUGGACAAAUACUCCGAGGCGCUGAAAGAUGCCCAGGAGAAGCUGGAGCUGGCAGAGAAGAAGGCGGCGGACGCUGAGGCAGAAGUGGCAUCUUUGAAUCGCCGUAUCCAGCUGGUAGAGGAGGAGUUAGACCGAGCCCAGGAACGCCUUGCCACAGCUCUGCAGAAGCUGGAAGAGGCAGAGAAGGCUGCAGAUGAAAGUGAAAGAGGCAUGAAAGUCAUUGAAAACAGAGCUCUGAAGGAUGAGGAGAAGAUGGAACUGCAGGAGAUCCAGCUCAAGGAAGCCAAGCACAUCGCAGAGGAGGCAGAUAGGAAGUAUGAGGAGGUUGCUCGGAAACUGGUGAUCAUAGAAGGAGAUCUGGAGCGUACUGAAGAGAGAGCUGAGCUUGCAGAGUCUAAAUGUUCCGAGCUGGAAGAAGAGCUGAAGAAUGUCACCAACAAUCUCAAGUCUCUUGAGGCUCAGGCUGAGAAGUACUCUCAAAAAGAGGAUAAAUACGAAGAAGAGAUCAAGAUCCUGACUGAUAAACUCAAAGAGGCGGAGACCCGUGCUGAAUUUGCUGAGCGGUCUGUAGCCAAACUGGAGAAGACCAUUGAUGAUUUGGAAGAGCGCCUGUACAGCCAGCUUGAGAAAAAUCGCCUGCUCUCUAACGAGCUGAAGUUAACGCUGCAUGAUCUGUGUGACUGAGAAGGGGGCCCACUAAUGCCAUUAAACGAGCUUAUUGCGACCACCAAUGCUGUGGACCAGAGUGAAAUCUGAUCAUUCUUUAAGACUGGCAGACUUGCAAAUUUUAUGCAAUUGCUGCUAUUUAACGGGGCACUUGAAUUUAUCCUCUAAUUUAUUUAAGAGUUUUUUUUUUUAUAUAUAAAGGUAACCUCUACUCUUGCUGAAGUAACCCUCAGACUUGGCUGUCUUUUGAGCAGUCUUGUUCGCUUGUCCAGGGGGUCCUGCCUGGCUCCUCCAUGGAACCAGAAUGGCUGCACCCACCAAGAGAGGGGUGGGGUGAAGUUAGGCUUACGUCUGCUAAAAGAUGCCUGUCGAGUGCUACGACCUAAUUUACUGUUAGCUGAAUGACUGUAGGAUGUCCUGCUGCAUGGAAUGAUGGCUUCUAACAAUAAAUGACUGACCUCGUGGUCUGUAAGACACUGCA